Messenger RNA from Acomys russatus (golden spiny mouse), 1728 nucleotides. RefSeq names its product arkadia (RNF111) C-terminal like ring finger ubiquitin ligase 2C (gene Ark2c). The record is from RefSeq and is a predicted model, not a curated record. Lineage: Eukaryota; Metazoa; Chordata; Mammalia; Rodentia; Muridae. The transcript is spliced from 8 exons. Gene Ontology annotation, molecular function: zinc ion binding; ubiquitin protein ligase activity. The coding region runs from base 60 to 1103 and encodes 347 amino acids. Gene Ontology annotation, biological process: motor neuron axon guidance; positive regulation of BMP signaling pathway.
CCCGGAGCCGCACCACAAAGGGCCCGCGCGCAGCCACCGCCGCUGCGCGAGGAGCCAGGAUGGUCCUGGUCCACGUCGGCUAUCUCGUGCUUCCAGUGUUUGGCUCUGUGCGAAACAGAGGUGCCCCCUUUCAAAGGUCUCAGCAUCCUCACGCUACCUCCUGCCGCCACUUCCACCUGGGUCCCCCGCAGCCGCAGCAGCUAGCCCCGGACUUCCCGCUGGCCCACCCCGUGCAGUCGCAGCCGGGCCUCAGCGCCCACAUGGCCCCGGCCCACCAGCACAGCGGCGCGCUGCACCAGUCGCUGACCCCGCUGCCCACCCUGCAGUUCCAGGACGUCACAGGUCCCUCCUUCCUACCUCAGGCCCUGCACCAGCAAUACCUGCUGCAGCAACAGCUCCUGGAAGCUCAGCACCGAAGGCUCGUCUCCCAUCCCAGGCGGGGUCAGGAUCGGGUGUCUGUCCACUCCCACCGCCUCCACCCCAGCUUUGACUUUGGCCACCAACUGCAGACACCUCAGCCCCGGUAUCUGGCUGAGGGCACUGACUGGGAUCUCAGUGUGGACGCUGGCUUGAGUCCUGCCCAGUUCCAGGUGCGGCCCAUCCCUCAGCACUAUCAGCAUUACCUAGCAACUCCUCGAAUGCACCACUUCCCCAGAAACUCCUCGUCCACACAGAUGGUUGUCCAUGAAAUCCGAAACUACCCUUACCCGCAGCUUCACUUCCUCGCCCUCCAGGGACUCAAUCCUAGCCGGCACACCUCGGCCGUUCGGGAGAGCUACGAGGAGCUGCUGCAGCUUGAGGACAGGUUGGGAAACGUGACCCGAGGAGCUGUGCAGAACACCAUCGAGAGGUUCACCUUCCCCCACAAGUACAAGAAGCGAAGACCCCAGGACAGCAAGGGCAAGAAAGACGAAGGGGAGGAAUCAGACACAGAUGAGAAAUGCACAAUUUGUCUCUCUAUGUUGGAGGACGGAGAAGAUGUGAGACGCCUUCCUUGUAUGCAUCUCUUCCACCAACUGUGUGUGGACCAGUGGCUUGCCAUGAGCAAGAAAUGCCCCAUCUGCCGAGUGGACAUUGAGACACAACUGGGAGCCGACAGCUGAGGGAGGAGCUAGCCAGUGGAUGCCCCAUUUCCUUCACCAGGUCCCCUUCCUGCCCCCCACGGCCAUAGCCCUUGCAGCCAAACUUUGCCUUCUGAGCCAUUUGACGUAGAGAAGAAGCCUGCAAGCACAUUUCUUUUUCUUUUUCUUUUUUUUUCUUUUUUUGUGGGAAGAGGAGUUGAUAUCAGUGUCUGAGGGAGAGGAGGGGUAGGGAGGACCCACCCAUCCGAAAUGGUGAUGGCCUCAUUGCCUUGCUGCAAACCGGGGAGGGAGCUGGCCGUGAGCAGUGCAAGGGGCGGGAAGGGGGGGCGCCCACCUGCUGAGAACAGGAUGUGAUCUUGAGGGUAGUAGCUGCUGACCGGCCCCUCAAUCCUGUCCUUCGAAGGAUUGUGUAUAUACCUCUUGACCACGUAGAAACCAUGUAGGGGUCUCUAGCUAUUCUGUGGAUGGCAGCCAGAGCAUGUUAGCUUAAGAAAAAUGUUGUGUGUGGUGCUCUAGUCAUCUGUGGUGGACAUGUCGCUAUUACUGAACCUGCACCAAAUAUUUCUCAUUGAGUUUCUUGUUUUGGUGCCUGACGAACCAACAACCAACGACAGCCCCAAUCUUCCCGUCUUUAUGAGCGAAAAGA